Erigeron canadensis is the source of this 617-nucleotide messenger RNA. Its product is annotated as RING-box protein 1a-like. The coding region runs from base 95 to 430 and encodes 111 amino acids. The record is from RefSeq and is a predicted model, not a curated record. Gene Ontology annotation, molecular function: ubiquitin protein ligase activity; zinc ion binding; cullin family protein binding. The transcript has 5 exons. NCBI's taxonomy places the organism in Eukaryota, Viridiplantae, Streptophyta, Magnoliopsida, Asterales, Asteraceae. Gene Ontology annotation, biological process: ubiquitin-dependent protein catabolic process; protein ubiquitination. Gene Ontology annotation, cellular component: nucleus; cullin-RING ubiquitin ligase complex.
CUGAAACCCCAAAAAUAAGAAGUCCCCAAAUCGAUCACAAAGUUAUUGUUUUUCAGAGGAGACUUUUGAGAGUAAAAGUUGGGAGGGAGAAAAGAUGAGUACGGAGGUAACGAUGGUUCCAGCCGGUGACGCAGCAGCAGGACCUUCUUCAAAGAAGCCACGACGUUUUGAGAUAAAAAAAUGGAAUGCUGUUUCUCUUUGGGCUUGGGAUAUCGUUGUUGACAAUUGCGCCAUCUGUAGAAAUCAUAUUAUGGAUCUAUGCAUCGAGUGUCAAGCGAAUCAGGCUAGCGCUACCAGCGAAGAAUGCACCGUUGCUUGGGGUGUCUGCAACCAUGCAUUCCACUUCCACUGCAUUAGCCGUUGGCUGAAAACCCGUCAAGUUUGCCCUCUAGAUAACAGCGAGUGGGAAUUCCAAAAAUAUGGUCACUAGAGAUUGGCACUAGGAAGGAAUGUUGUUACUGAGGAAACAUGGAUCAAGAGAGUGUUUGUUGAUUUUGUUAUUCUCUUGUAAUGUCUUGUGCACUUUUUUAACUUGUACCAGAGAUUGUGAGAUUGCUUUAUGUUCAAAAAAUUAUUAGAUCUUUCGUUUAUAACACAAUGGAUGAAAAUCAAUAGAA